This is a messenger RNA of Larimichthys crocea (large yellow croaker), 4917 nucleotides long. RefSeq lists its product as uncharacterized. The transcript has 5 exons. NCBI's taxonomy places the organism in Eukaryota, Metazoa, Chordata, Actinopteri, Sciaenidae. Bases 2296 to 3174 code for a protein of 292 amino acids. The record is from RefSeq and is a predicted model, not a curated record.
CUCGCUCUCUCUCUCUCUCGCUCUCCUCUGUCGGCCUCUGCGGUUGGAAUAGGAUGCGAGGUCAGGCGAGUUGCAUCAGCUUGCUUUUUGCUUCCUGCUGAGUAAAGACCCUCCGCUUUUGUUGUGUUUGCAGGUUUGUCUCAGAGGUUGUUUUUUUUUUUAUAUUAUGAUUAUUAUUAUUAUUAUUAAAAUGUCUGAAUGAUGAAACACUCUCAGAAUAAAUGGCUGUCGCCAACAAAUGAUUUGAAUUAGCGGGUGAUAAUGAUUUGUAGUCAUUACUAAUCAUUAAUAUGAAAAUCGGUCAUUUUCAACCAGUUUGUCAGGGUUAAUUGUGAUGAAUUUAUAACUGGGUUAUUGUUAGAAAUUAGAGGUGGAAAUGCUCCACUUGUCCUCCUCUUGUCAUUGACAAACAUCUGUAUCUAUUCAUCCUCGGCUACAACACAGCUUCACAUGUUUAGUCAUUUAUUGUCAAACAAAAUGAUAAUGGGUUUUGGCAGCUAAUUAAUUUUGGUAUACCCUUUGUUUAAAUCUGUUCAGGAAAUAUGAAUUUAUUUAGUUGCUUCUAAUUGUGCGAAAUAACACAUUAACCACUAAAUCGUGAGAGUUUGUUUGGGAUAUUUUAAGUUUAAAUAAAAAAGAAAGAAGAAAAUGUGAAGUAAGGUUAUUCAAGGAUUCAAUAACACUACAUAAACCCAUGCAAGUACUUUAAUGUGUUAUUCGAUGAGUGCAUAAGGUUCUUAUUCACCAGACAUGUAGGAAUUGAAAAGGGUGACACUGACCUUUACUAAUACUGUGACCAAAAAAAGAAGAACUUUUGUCAUUUUAAAAGACAAUAUGAAACCGGAAAGCAAAGGUCAUUGUAACGUAAUGAUUAUUUCACGAAGGUCUCUGACAUUUUUAGCUCAUUUUCCAAGCAAUGCCUUUUUAUUUGGAACAAUUUUCGAUUAUUCUUGUUCCUCUGAAAGAAACAAAAAGAAAAGAAAAAAGCUCCUUUAAGUACCUGCAAUCAAAAUGUACUUACAGAAAGUUUAGAGCGAAGUUAAAGCCGACAUUUCCCCCAAGCUGAACCUGAUUUUUUAGAUUUGUGUGUUUACUUAAAUGUUUUAUCAUCAUAAUCAGCUGUUUCUUAGUUAACUGACUAGAAAUACAAACUUUCAGUGGCCUAAAGGCUUUUUGCGAAAACAUCCCUUUAGUACAAAUCUUAUAAGUCAAACAGUUUUGAUGAUUUAAAGAGUCUCUGCACUCCUGUAGAACAAACUGUAGAGUAACGGCAGCAGCACUUGCUUACUGUUGCACUGUGGUUUCUGUCAGCAUGCAGACAGAGUGCCUAUUUGUUUGCCAAGACACUGACAUGUGUAGUUUUUUUUUUUCACCCUGACAGUCUCCGAGAUUCAGGUUUCUGUUGAAGAAUGACCUAUUAAUGAACCAUCACCUCUAACCAUUGUUACAACAACACACACACACACACACAAAGAAGCUGACACCAUCACAUUUUAAAGCACAGCAAGUUUCAGAUUUAAGAGUGCCUGAGAAAUUAUUUCACCACUCAAGCUUGGAGUGGGGAACAACAGCAGCAGCAUGGCAAAACUGCCUCAGCUGUGUUUGCUUCUUUUGUUUGCAGGCCAAGUACCAGGUCAGUCUGAAUACGAGUCAGCCGUGUUAGAAAAUGCGUCGGCUUUUGUCUAAACUGUCACACAGGUUCAUUUACUAGCGUUUAACCGUCUCUGUUGAGCUUGUCAGAUACAUCAUUUUUUGAAAGAAACAAUAUAUUUUCAUAUAUGUCGUGCAAUGUAGACACGACAUGCUGCUAAUCGGUACAAAAGCAGACGGUAGACAGAUGCGUCCUGUUUUUGGACUGUUAUUUCUGUGUUUGCUGGUCUUCUUUGUCAUCUGCGGUCCUGUUUGUGAGCAAAUUAGUGCUUUGCUUAUCUUAUCUGCAGUAUUUCAUCAUCACACUAAAAAUGAUCACUUCAUCACACUGCAAUCAAACAGAUAGUCCAAAGCUUUUGAAAUCUUUUGUACUCGAGUGCAUCUGUAUUAGUGUUUUCACAGUCUUUUUAAAAACAGCAUUUUGUGUUUGGCGAGGUUUAUCACAUUGAGUGAAGUGAAUGGUUUGGCGGAUAUAAAAUUAUACCCAAUUGGCUAUGAAUUUAGUUUUUUCUGGUUCUUUUCGUUUCUGGUUGCCUUUGUCUGGAAAGCCUUGUUCCCAACUGCAUAAUAUACAAAAGUAUUUGUAGUUGACCUGCAGGUCUGCUCUGCACUUUUUAAAAGUUCCUUGUAUGACACAUUGUAUUAAUGGCUCUGUCUUUAGCCCUGACAGCGACCCCAGAGGGACUGAGAGUUAGACAGUACCCACCCUCGCUCAGUGUGAUGCGGGGUGAAACAGCAACCCUGUCCUGUCAUUUCAAAGUUGAAUCCCUCAAGUAUGGGGUUCAGUGGUUCAAAAUGAAGUCGGAAAAGCAGCUCAUCCGAAACUCAUCCAGGCAGAACAUUCUGAUGAAAAAUCAAACCUCCUCCCUGGUGAUCGCUGAGGUAGCACCACAGGAUUCUGGGUGGUAUUACUGCGAGGUGAACGUCCUGCAGAAAGACCCAGAGUGGGGCAACGGCACCGAGCUGGUCAUCUUAGCACCACCUUCUGCUCCCCAAAUUUACCUCCAGAUUCCCCCGGAUCCACACGCCGGUCAGUGGGCUCUCCUCUGUCUCACCGGGGGAUUUCACCCCAGAGAGCUAACCCUCACCUGGACCCACCAGAGCACUGCAACCAAUAUCGAUCGCCCGUCAGUCACCAAUUGCACCCUUCCUGCAGCCACCUCUCACGGUAACCUCUCUGAGCACUGGACUGACGGAGCCCUGCUGUCUUUAGAUUGGUUGGUGAACUUAACAGUGAGUCAGCCAAAGUGUUUCCAGGUGAUUGACAACCACAGCCAGGAAGCUUACCUCUUCAGUGUGUUUUUCCUCCCGCUGAAACAGUCUUUGGACGCGGGAGUUACUUACACAUGUGGGGUCCAGGACCACCCUGCCAUGAGCACGGCUCUGACUGCUUCCUUCACUUGGGACACUUCCCCUAACGAGCUGAUUGGAUACUUGAAUAUUCUCAAGAUGUGUUUCCUCUCUGCGAUGACAGUCGUGUUUUCAUUGGAAGCAGUCAAACAUUUCUACCUGCGGGGAAAAUGAUGUCGGCCACGAAACACAAAAUGAAAUACGAGAGCGAGAGAGAGAGAAAACAAAAAAAGAGACCCGCUCAUCUCAGAAGACCAACCUUUGACAAACAACAUCACACAAAUCAGGAGUCAUUGCUGAAAGAUGAGGACGCGUUCUCAUUUAACAUUUGAUAUUUGAAACAUUCUGCAAUAUUUAAACCUCCUGCUCUAUAUUCUUCUUGGCUUUAACGUACUUUUACACCCUCUAAACAUUGAUGCAAUGCCAAUUUCUUUCUGCACAUCAGCCGUCUCUCUCUGUAACUCUAUCGCUGUAGCGUGCUUUUUUGGAUUUGCUCAUUGUGUCAGUGUGGCUGGUAGUCCGCACAUCUUAGUCAUUCACUCAAGUCUGUGUGUCAGAACGAAUACUUCAUGCAUGAUCCACCUUGUCAAACAGAUACAGUGAUCAGCUCAACCACCAGGGAAGGCCUAAUCCUCACAAAACAGGAUUACGGUCGAUGCCAGCCUUUUUUUGCUUGUGUGAUGCCAUUGUUUAUGUGUGCGGCGUGUGGAGUGAGAUCUUGAUUCACGUGUCGGAGGAAGUUCAUUUUAAAAUUUAUGCCCGCCCACACUGCCAAGACUGCCAAAUGCCAGCAAUAAUGACCAUUAAAUUUAGAGCAAGAUGAGGAAUAUAUAAUAUAACCAGAUUAGUGAUGUCAAAAAAGGCUUUUUCCUGCUCAAUAGCUUUGCUAUUGCUCACACAUAAUCCUCAUUUUUUUUAAUUUUAAACCAUUUUUAUGAAAGUCAUUAUAUAAGAUAUCGUGAUAAACUAAAUUCUGUUUUGUAUUUGCAUGACAGGUUAACGUUCGUCACUCCUUAUCCUUAUCUCUCUCACGCACACAAACGCACCUUGUGCCUCGCUGUCAAUAAUGACAUUAACGUUUGUUUAUGAAAACAGUGUGUCGUGGUCAGUUUCCUUCCUUCCUCUUUUCACGUAUGCUCACGCACGCACACAAACAAUCCGCAGCCUGUACAAAAUAAUACAUUAGUCAUGAAUUCUGUAAAAUACGUUUAUAUGAGUUGCAUAUGAAAAUAUUGUUCUGUGUUAUGUAAUUACAAUCCCUGCCACUCUUACUAUAUACAUGCUACUUUAGUACCACAUACACUCACGGGCCACUUCAUUAGGUACACUUGUACGAUCUAAUGUGAUCAAAUCAAACAGAUCUGAUAUAAAUAGGCAUUUUAAAUUAAUAAUUCAACAAUAUAUCAUUAUCUUUAUCAUUACUCAGGUUGUAGUUUGCUGUGUCGGACUGCAUUGUGUUGAAAGGUGUUUCGGAUAUUAUGGCCACCGUGUUUACACACAUGAGACGGCCAUAAUGUUUUAAUAAUUUUACAAUCACCACCCACUACAACCUCAGUUAUAAAGUAAAUUUAUGACCUUUCUGACAGUGUCAACAACAACUGACAAAUUGUAAAGUUCAUAAAAGUGUCAAUUCAUGGCAGGGUUGUUGUAUUGCAUCAUAUACCUAAUGAAAUGGCCAAUAGGUGUAUGUCACAUGACAUAUACAACAUCUGCUUCCAGUCAAAUAACAUGAAUAAAAAGUGCUGUUAACAAAAGUCUGCGUGAGAAUGGUCAUAUACUCAUGAGAAGCAAAGAAUACAAAGUCAUUUUAUACACACUCGAACCUUCUUUCACAUCUCGCACUUCGCAGUUCUCUCGUUAUUAUUUUUUUCUUUUUCCACAAUAUGUGACAACAAUGGGCACGUUGCUACAAACAGA